Molecule: messenger RNA, 1538 nt
Organism: Tripterygium wilfordii
Lineage: Eukaryota; Viridiplantae; Streptophyta; Magnoliopsida; Celastrales; Celastraceae
Exons: 2
Coding region: 232-978 (248 amino acids)
Source: RefSeq, a predicted model, not a curated record
UCAUGAACGAAGAGAGUUUUUUUUACAUAAUAAGGAAACCAGCAAGAUGCUUCCAAAUGGGAUAUCAUCAAAUCUUUCUUACACAAACAGAGUUUUGACUCCUUCCACGGUUUCGUUUGUGGGUUGAACUUCUAUUCAGUAGCUAUUCCAAAUACCUUGUUCUUAUCCAUCACAUCACUGGUUUUCUCUCCUCCUUCCCUUCACCAUUGUUUGUCAGACUGUAAUCUAAUCAUGGUCGAAAGAGACGAAGGCAGCAGAAAUGGCAAGAGAAAUAAUGGAACUGACAGGAAGCAACAAUCACCUCCCACCUUCGUCAAUCACUUCGCUAAAUACAUGGAAUCCAAAGUUUCCUAUGCCGAAGCUCUUCGACUAGGUCACACAAAUCUGGAGAUUCUCCGCCUGAAUUCCGCACUAGGUGGUUCCGGCACGAUUACGGCUGUUCCGUUCCAAUCGGACGGAAAUCUAUCGAGAUCUUACUCGACUCCCUCCUUUGACUCUUCAGCACCCUCCACGCCUUCACUGCCUCACUCGAUUUCGUCUCCAGAUCUCGAGAGUCAAGACUCCCCAACAGAGAACGACAACAACAACAGUUCAUCAGCUCAUGAUUUCCCUAAUUCUUCUUUUUCUUCUGCAACUACUGAACCCUCUUCUAAUCCCUCUGCCUCAAUUAAUCCCUUGUAUUUUGGAAAACUUAAAAGCUGUCUAUCACUCCCCCAAUCGUUUCCUUAUCAAUUCUCUUCUACUUGUACUGAUCUGAAAACUACCAGUAAUGGAAAACUCCCUCCUCCUCCUCCUCCUCCUUAUUCUCCGUCGCGCGUAUCCAAUUCUGGUAUCGUUAGAGAAGAGUUGCAACGUCUGAUCAAACGUGCAAUGGAGUCCGGUAAUUUUCAGAGACAAUGUGCAAACUGUGGCAAUUCUCAGCAUUGUUGUGGACAGACCAUACUUGAAGCGGUUUCCUCUAUCCCUCCCGCCCCAUAAAAUGCAUUCCUCAUGGGCUGGAGGAGGUUUGGACUUUGGAGCCUGCAAGACCUGUCCAAAUCAUAACAAAGACUAAUUAGGUAGCAUUCUGAGAUAUUGUUGGCCAUGCUAAAUCUUCAGUCAUACUGGCAAUGAAGGCUAAUGGGGAAAUGAUAUGAGUUUGAGGGGAAAUACUACAUUUUCUCAUGUUGUUCAUAAAGCUUCUUCUUCUUCUUUUUUUGCGGAUUGUGCUCCUCUGCAUAUGCUGUUACUCUGCUCCUUUUCAUCUAGAAUGCCAGUGAGCGUUGACGUUUCAGAAUAACAUUUGCGGAGGCAUCAGAUUUCAAUCUGAACUACUAGAAUUGAGGGUGUACAUUUGUAUAUUUAUUCUAGAAAGCUGAUGCUACGCGGACUUCGAAUCCGUAUUUGUAUAUGUUCUGAAGCAUUUGAUCCAACUUGGUUCAUCUCUCUUGGUAUCCAUUGAUAGGUCAACUUCUUCUUUCAUUGUAUUGCUUCAUUAGUAUUGUGCAUACGUGGAUCUAGAUAACUAACGUCCAGGGCAAGAAAUUUGUUCUCUUUUA